AUGUCUAACCUCCCAUGGUGCAUUAUUGGGGAUUUUAAUGAUCUAUUGUCUCAGGCUGAUAAGAGGGGGCUGCAUCCGCACCCGAAUUGGUUGUGUUCGGGUUUUCAAGAUGUGGUGGCUGAAUGUAAUCUUACCGACAUCCCGUUGGAGGGGCAUCCGUUUACAUGGAUUAAAAGUAGGGGAGCAGAACAUAUGAUUGAGGAAAGACUUGAUAUGUCGCUUGCGGAUCCGAAUUGGUUACAUAUCUUUUCGGUUGCUAAGCUAACAAAUCUGGUGGCAACUCAUUCUGACCAUAGUCCGAUAUUGCUUUGCUGUGAUCCGGUGGAUAAUCGACAAACGAGGAGAAGCUUUAGGUUUGAGAAUUGGUGGUUACAAGAGGAGGAAGUGGUGGAUGUGGUGGAAAAUAGCUAG
Messenger RNA from Vicia villosa (hairy vetch), 411 nucleotides. RefSeq lists its product as uncharacterized. The transcript has a single exon. The record is from RefSeq and is a predicted model, not a curated record. NCBI's taxonomy places the organism in Eukaryota, Viridiplantae, Streptophyta, Magnoliopsida, Fabales, Fabaceae. The coding region runs from base 1 to 411 and encodes 136 amino acids.